Molecule: messenger RNA, 4780 nt
Organism: Galeopterus variegatus (Sunda flying lemur)
Lineage: Eukaryota; Metazoa; Chordata; Mammalia; Dermoptera; Cynocephalidae
Gene: EIF4EBP2
Product: eukaryotic translation initiation factor 4E binding protein 2
Exons: 3
Coding region: 40-402 (120 amino acids)
Biological process (GO): negative regulation of translational initiation
Cellular component (GO): cytoplasm
Molecular function (GO): eukaryotic initiation factor 4E binding
Source: RefSeq, a predicted model, not a curated record
GCCUUCCCGCCGGACAAAGCCGAGCCCGCGCCCAGAGCCAUGUCCUCGUCCGCCGGCAGCGGACACCAGCCCAGCCAGAGCCGCGCCAUCCCCACCCGCACCGUGCCCAUCAGCGACGCCGCGCAGCUACCUCAUGACUAUUGCACCACGCCCGGGGGGACGCUCUUCUCCACCACGCCGGGAGGAACCCGAAUCAUUUAUGAUCGAAAGUUUCUGUUGGAUCGCCGCAAUUCUCCCAUGGCUCAGACCCCACCCUGCCAUCUGCCCAAUAUCCCAGGAGUCACUAGCCCUGGCACCUUAAUUGAAGACUCCAAAGUAGAAGUAAACAAUUUGAACAACUUGAACAAUCAUGACAGGAAGCAUGCAGUUGGGGAUGAUGCUCAGUUUGAGAUGGAUAUCUGACUCUCCUGCAAGGAUUAGAAGAAAAGCAGCAACGCCGAUACCUGUGUGUACCUGAUUUGGCCAAUAGGAUCAACAAUGAAAAGACAGAAGAGGCAGUACCAGCAGUCUUCAUUGCGGUCUCCACCUUCCCUUUUCCUUUGGGUGCCAAAUAGUGGGAAGAAGAGCUUCAUCUGACCAUUUCCUCUCCCUGUUUUCUGUUCUUCUUCCAAGUUAAACAGAUUAGAUUGAUUGAAGGCCCUUGGUGUAUUUCUGUAGAGCUAAGCAGCUCAUAGAGGAAAACGGUUAAAUUCUGGCUUCUCUGAUCAUUUUUCUAUUGAGAACCACCUCUUGCCCUCUCAAAUGUAUCCCAAAUCAAGUGUCAAUCUACCAACAACUGCCUGACUGGGAAGUCUGGGGAAGGAAUAAGAGGUUUGGUGGGUUCAGCAUUGUUCAUUUUUUUAUCCUCUUUCUCUCCUCCCUUUAUCCCACCUGUGGUUAAAUGCUGCAAGAGUAUGUGUUUGGAGUCUUUAAAACCAUUGGCGGAAAUGAUAAACAAAAUGAGUUGCUUUCCCUUUUACCUUAAGGUAUUUGUCCUUAAGGACAGAGCAUAGUUUGUGCAACUCUGGUAGCAUUUCCCUAUGACACCAUUUUGAGGUCUGCUUCCCCUCUUUCCUCUGGGAGGAAUGUUUUCUGUCUUUGGUAUUAUAGUUUAUCUUCCCAUUCCUUUACUUAGCAUGUUUGUGCAGAUAUUUUUAUUUUAUUUAAUGUUUUUGGUGUCUGGCUGGCACAGGGAUCCGAACCCUUGACCUUGGUGUUAUCAGCACCAUGCUCUAACUAACUGAGCUAAUCAGCCAGCUCCUAUACAGGUAUUUCUAAACUCUCUACAUUAGAAGGGAGCUCUCAGUAACCAGCUAUUCUUUGCUGUUCUUCUGCCAUUCCUCCCCAUUUGCAUCUUGUUGCUGGCAGAGUCCUCUUGUACUCUGAGAUAUCUAGGGGAUUUUGUCUGCUCCCAGAGUAGGUUCAUACUGAGUAAUAUAGACACUUCAGCCUCCACUUGGUGAAUAAGGCCUGAUCAUAGCAUUCUGCCAGAUAAUACCUAAGAAUGACCUCUGAAGAGCGUUGAUCCAUUUGAGUACCCAGUCUCAGUAGUCACUGUUUUUAAAUUCAGUGAACAUUGUGAUAUUUGUUGUUUCAGAUUGUAGUUUCUUCUAUUUUGAUUUUAAAGUUGACUUUCAGAAUGUUCUUGGAAAAGAACUGCAUUUUUUUCCUUUGUGGAUCUGCUUUGUUCGGCUGCUGGGAUAGAUAAGCAUGGGCUUAAAAAUAUGUCCUUCCCAGUUUUCUUGCCUUUCCCAUUGUACUAUGAAUUUUCCCUUUCUUUUCUUCUCUCCUUCCAUCUCUCCGUCCUUUUUCUUCCUUUUUCUCUGCCAGGCCAUUUUUCAAAUUUAUAUCAAAGAUACCUCACGUGUUGGUAUCUGAUAAUAUCUGUCAGUCCUCUUAUCUGAGGAGUGACUUUUUAUUUUUAAGAUGACUACAGACCUAUUUUUAGAUAUGUUUUCAGUACAAUUUUGAACAGCAACUUUUUAAUUAAACAUCUUCCAGUGUUAGGAAAGUGAGAAAUGUCCGUAGACGGGUCUGCUGUUCUGUGUCACCAUCUUUCGUCUCCCCAACUCCUUCCCCCUCUAGUUUUGGGUGUGCAUGUUUGGAGUUUGUAGUGGGUGGUUUAUAAAACUGGACCAUUCUGCCUUGCUAUGCAUUUUAUGAAAGCCUCUUUCUUAUCCCUUACCCCUUUGCUUUUUCCUUUGCCCUUCUGCACACCCCACUCUCCUGGAACUAUUGACUGGCUCAAUAAUCCCGGGAAAGUGACUCACCUAGUAGAAAGACUAAUGCAUUCAUCCCUCAUAGAAAGACAAGUAAAGUAGUCUCUGGCGUCCUGGGAAUUUCUGGUUGGAUUUGGUGUCCCAAACCCUCUCAUUAAGAGAUCAGAUCCCAGGAUGAGAGGAACAGGCCAAUUGGCUAAGAAAAAAAGCUGUUUGUUUUUCUUUUGAACUAUGAAAAAGACCCUGUUUGUGAAUACAUUUCAGAAAAAGGAGAGGAAGGACGUCUGUGGAACUUUGUUGUUUUCUGCUACAAAAUGUGAAUAGUUCAGAGUGAAAAUCUUUUGUGAUGGUUGAUGUCUCAGGAAUAAGCUGGAUCUCCAAUGUUUUGGGGAUGCUUUGAGUCAAAAAUCGAUAAUCAGAAAAAUAUUUUUUGUUUGUUUGUUUAAUGUAUCCCUGUUCUGAUUUUAAUUAAACUCCAAAUUUUGCUUUAUAAACUCUUGGGAAAACUUAAGUUGUGCUGUAAUUUUCCUAAAAAGCUUGUUCAGGACCUCUUUUUAGCUUGGGGAGUUUGAUUCUUUGGGAGUGAAGCUUUUUAGUCUUCAUGCACUGUCCUUGGCAUCCUGUGGAAUCUGACGCCAAAGAGCAGCUAGUCAGUCUAUCAGUGAGCAGAAGAGUGUACUCUUCUUGAUCUUUAUUGAUAUAUGAAAACUUGGCUUCCUCACUGAACAAUGAGGAAUGGAUUUAAAACAUGGGAGCUUGAGUAGUAUCAAGAUACCAUUUUCCCUUUUUGCUCCAUCUUGGGGAACUUCUGCACAGGCCUUCUAAUCACAGGAUGUUUCUAGUAUUUCCUGGUAGUGUCAGCUGUAUAAUACAGCAUAUAAUACAGCAGCUGCCCAAUCCCUUACCCUUCUUUGCAAGGACCUCCUUACUGCUUUGUGCAGUUCUUUUCUGGAGGCCACUGUUACUAGAGGUAAUCAGCAUUUUAAAAAUAAUUUCACAAAGCAAGAGAUAAACUUCCAACAGAUGACACCUUUGUGUCAUGCCUCACAGAAUUGUUUUCAGAGCAAGCCAGAAUCCAGUAGGUGGUUUACCCCUGGAUAUUUGGAAGGAACCUCAUAGAAGAGAAGCCCUAAAUGAAUAUUGUAUCCUGUCUUUUUCUUGGGGAGGAACACCUUUAGUUAACCAUUUGAGUAAGUCUGUUCUUAAAAUCUUAGUGACUAUUUGUAGUUUUCUUUUUAUGAGUAAAUCAUGUUUCUUUGCUUUUGGAGACAAUAAGUCUUAAUGAGAGAUGAUCUCCCUCCAUAUUACAGCAGGAGACACACAUUGUCAUGGUUCUCCCUUCUUUAUAGUAUGGUUUAUUGAGUUUACCGUGUCCUAUAUUCUGUUUAAAUAGGUAUAAUGUUCUCAAGAGCACAGUUGUAGAGAAGCUAGCUUCCAGGAAUUGGGCUUCCAAGCCAAGAGUUCUGUCCUUCCACUUCCACCUGUAUUAGUUAUUUAUUGCUAUGUAACAAAUUACCCCCAAAUUUAAUAUCUUAAAAUAGCAAGCUAUCUGUCAGUUGCUGUGGGUUAGGAAUUUGGGAGCACUUAGCAUGAUGGUUCCAACAUGGGGUAUCAUAAAGUCGGUCUGAUGUGGUCAGGGGCUUCUGUCAUUUGGAGCUGGAGAAUCCACUUCCAGGCUUCCUCUUUGUGGCUACAGGCAGGAUGCCUCCGUUUCUCCCUACAUGGGUAUCUCCAUAGAGUAGCAUGAGUGUCUUCACAUGAUGGUAGCUGGCUCCCUCUGAGCAACUGAUCACAGAAAGGGGUGCAGGGCGAGGAGAAAGCUGCAGUGCCUUUUAUGACAUUGUCUCUGAAAGUACACACCAUCACUUACUCUGUUCUUUGGAAGCAAGCCACUUAGCCCAGACUACGUUCAAGGAGAGGAAUUACAUCUCCUCCCCUCUUGAAUGGAGCAGUAUCAAAGAAUUUGUGGACAUAUCUUAAAACCACCACAUCCCCAACAAAAGAUGAAAACAGAUCAAUAGGGAGGUAGGUUUAAUCUAAGUGAUAUGCUGAGAGAUAUAUUGCUACCAAAAACAAUUCUCUAUGAUGUGCAUCACUAGACUGAGAGAGAAGAUGGACUUUCUCCCUUUCCCCCAAGCUACCUGCUGGUUUUAAGAGGGGUAACAGAAAUGGAAAUUUCCAGAAGUAUAUCUAUACAUCUGCCUGACUACUAGCAGCUAAAAGGAUGCUUAUUUACAAGUCCUAGACUUGGUGUCUCUAAGACUCAAUUACCACUUUUAAUUUCCCUUAGCCACAAAUUGACAAAGAAAUGGAAUUGGGGCCUUCCAGCUGAGCCACUAAAGCUGUAUUAAUUGGAGUGGGGAUUGUCAAGCAAAGGGAGGAAACAUGAACUAGAUGUUAGGUUGUUGAGCUGAAGACAAGAAAGCAGUUUAGAUUCAGGGUGAAAUAGAUUUUCAGGAAGCCAGGUCCCCACAGAGUCAGUGCUUGGUGCCUGGUCUCUCAGCUACAUCAGCAUAAACAAUCUUGGGUCAGGUUUCUUCCCUAAGAAGCAACUUCUCAAUAAAAUAGGAAACACCUGAGAA